Penicillium angulare is the source of this 258-nucleotide messenger RNA. RefSeq lists its product as uncharacterized. Bases 1 to 258 code for a protein of 85 amino acids. NCBI's taxonomy places the organism in Eukaryota, Fungi, Ascomycota, Eurotiomycetes, Eurotiales, Aspergillaceae. Gene Ontology annotation, molecular function: valine-tRNA ligase activity; ATP binding. Gene Ontology annotation, cellular component: cytosol. The transcript has a single exon. The record is from RefSeq and is a predicted model, not a curated record. Gene Ontology annotation, biological process: valyl-tRNA aminoacylation.
AUGUUUUCUCUCAAAUUGACUGGAAAAGUACCCUUUACUGAGGUCUUCUGCCACGGCUUGAUCCGCGACAGCGAGGCUCGAAAAAUGUCCAAGUCCAUGGGCAAUGUUGUUGACCCGCUCGAUAUUGUGGACGGUAUGGGCUUUGAAACUCUGCACGCAAAGCUGCUGCAAGGGAAUCUAACUGAAAGUGAGGUGAAAAAUGCCGGGAAAUACCAGAAAAGGGCUUUCCCCCAGUGCAUUCCUGAGAAUAUACGCUAG